CGCAGCUGUGAAAACAAAGUAGCUUCGCAUAUCCUCGUUGAUCGGUUCUGUCCAGGAUGUCGGACCCGCAGCCGGUCCAGGACCCGCAGCCGGUCCAGGAUCCGCAGCCGGUCCAGGACCCGGAGCCGAUCCAACACCCGGAGCCGGUCCAACACCCGCAGCCGGUCCAGGACCCGCAGCCGGUCCAACACCCGCCGCCGGUCCAGGACCCGCCGCCGGUCCAGGACCCGGAGCCGGUCCAGGACCCGCCGCCGGUCGAAGACCGGAUGGAGUAUCUUCGGGAGCUGGAGGAGUUCACCAACAACUGCAAGAAGCAGCUCAACGACAUCUUCGAAUCGCUGGGAUGGUCACCGCACUACAAGCAGGAGCCGAUGGAGCAGUGUCCGUACGACCCCGGCCACCGAGUCCCAGUCCGAACGCUGGAGAAGCACAAAGCCUCCUGCCACCUCAGGAAGAUGGGCUACUCAGCGGAGGAGCAGGCGGAGAUGUACGACACGUCUGUGUGUUACGAGAACAGCAGCGUCAAAAGCUUCACGAUGGACAAGUCGCUGCAGCACCAGGUGAUCCUCCAGGCCAGGUCUGCCGCCCCGCUGAUGAGGAUGGAAGGAGUCUUCUGGCAAGGUCAGUUCUCCGGCCAGCCCGUCGACGUUCCUCAGAACCACAAGCGAGCGUUGUGUGAUCUCACUGUGGCCGACCGAUUGGCUCUGUACGAUCACGUGGUCGGCGUCCUCAGCAAACAGAAAGAAGCCGCCUCCUCCUCUAACGACGAUCUCUACGUCGAUCUGGUGUCCAAACUCCGGAGGGCUGAUGAACAGAACGAGCCGAAGACUCACCUGGAGCUGAUGGCAGAGAUGAGGGACUACAAGAGGAGGCGUCAGUCCUACCGGGCCAAGAACGUCCACAUCACCAAGAAGUCCUACACCGAGGUGAUCAGAGAGGUCAUCAACGUCCACUCACAGGAGCUUUCCAGACAGUGGAGAGAGGACGAGGGGGAGGAGUCAUCCACACGACCUGCCCACUCCUCCCACAGGCGCCGCUUGGAUGAAAGGAGGUCGGCGUCCGCGGAGUCUCACCACUCGCCGAGCAGGAGCCAGCGCAGCCGGGAGCGCAGCCGGGAGCGCAGCCAGGACGGAGAGAGCAAGAGGAAGAGGAAGAAGAAGAGGGACAGGGAUUCCCGUUCCCCCAGUGAGCACCACCACGACCGAAAGAGGAAGAAGAAGAAGAAGAAAGAGGAGAGGGAGAAGGAGAAGAAGAAAGAGGAGAGAGAGAAGGAGAAGUGAUAGUUCCACAUCAGCAACAGCAGACGUCCAAUCAGAGCAGGAGGAAGGUCACUGUGGCCGCUGCAGGUUGAAAAGUGUCAUGAACAUAUUUGUUCUCUCAAACCGACUCCGCCUGCUUCUGCCUGAUUGGCUGAUUGGUUUCCAACAACAGACAAACUUGGAAUGUUGGUCAGCAGUGUCACAGCUGACCCUGGGGUCAAAGGUCACUGUUUGGCUGCGUGUCUGAGGAUUUCCCCACUCAUUAAAAAAACAAUGGAAAUCUUUUCAUGUGAAAUUUGUCUUUUUAAUGUGACUGUGUGAUUUGUGUAAAAGAUGCAGCAGAACCAUAAUCAGCAGUGUCAGUAGUUUCACAUGUGCUGCUUUUCUUUGUCAGAUGAUUCUGUGAAUGUGUAAUAAAGAGUUAAAAAGUG
Limanda limanda (common dab) is the source of this 1690-nucleotide messenger RNA. RefSeq names its product small nuclear ribonucleoprotein 48 (U11/U12) (gene snrnp48). The record is from RefSeq and is a predicted model, not a curated record. The coding region runs from base 57 to 1280 and encodes 407 amino acids. The transcript is spliced from 9 exons. NCBI's taxonomy places the organism in Eukaryota, Metazoa, Chordata, Actinopteri, Pleuronectiformes, Pleuronectidae. Gene Ontology annotation, cellular component: U12-type spliceosomal complex; nucleoplasm; cytosol.